AGGAGGAGGGCUUCUGUCCGUCCUCGAAGUGCACGUGCUCAGAUCCUCGGUGGUGGCCCUUCGCCGGAGUGGCCCUCGGGCGCGCGGCCCUCGGGGGGCGCGGGGGGCCACGCCCGAGCCCGCAUGCCGCCACUGUCGCGUCGCACUCAGGAGGGAAAGAAGCACACAGACACAAUGAACCGUCGACUCCCGGGGAAAUAUGCAGAACUAUGGGAAGUGGGGGGGAAGACAAAAACCCCAAAGAUAUGGGGAAAUAUGGGACACAUUUUUAUUUGUGUGUAUUUAUUUGUGUGUGUCCUCGGGCCCCUUCACGCACGCGGGCGGGCAAGCCGCGCACCACGGUGCGCUCCUGCCCAGGGUCGCCCCUUGCGUGGUGGCCAAGAGGUGUCGAUGCUCCCGCAAGAGCAGAUGUUCUGGGGCGGCCAGCCCGUGAAUCGGAUGCUCUUCGUGAGGGUCGGGUCUGUCUUCUACAAGGACGAGACGACCACACAGACAUAGAGACCUUGCAGGUCAAAGUCGGCGAGUGGGCCUGCGAGGAGACUCUCUGGUCCAAGGUAUCGUUGCUUUCUAGGCCUUUGACAGCCUCUACAUUGGGCUGCGAGCUGAUCACCAUCUUGCCGUCGGAGUUCCAGAUGCUGACUAGGAUUCACCCCCCGGCGCUGAGGUUCUGCGUUUCUUACGCAAGUGUGUUCAUCAAGUCGUUCAAUUGCGCAAGCAAGGACCCAAACUAUCGAAACUUGCUGUUCAACGACUUCCAGGAGACAUCCAACAUGGUGAUGGAGGCAUGCACCGGCCUCGACGAUCACCUGUCAAACAAGCAGGGCACCAGGUACCAAGUCAGCCAGAGCAAGAAGAACCUGCUCAGGGUCGGACGGUCGCGCCGCGGCUCGAGGGAGUCCUGAGGCGGCCCGCGGCGGCCGCGCGAGGGCGGCGCCCCUGCUCUGCUGGCCCCUCUGCCCGGGGGCGCGCGCGGCUCUCGCGGUGACCGGCUGCCGUCGUCCUCCGCCCUCGGAGGCCUCGGGUUCAACUGAUCGGGGCGGACCCCCCAGCAGGCCCCCCCCCCGAGACCUAAUGCUGACGCCCCGACGACCCGAUGCGGCCCGGAGCUUGCAUGGCGACGCUGUGUGCAGCCUGGCGCGGCCGGCCCGGUCCGCCUCCGACGCCGUGCGGGGGCGCCCCGAUCUGGCGCACCUUCCGAGACGGUCCGAUGUCUGGAUAGGAUGUUGGGUGAUCUUGCCGUCCGUCAACGAGGAGG
Prorocentrum cordatum is the source of this 1255-nucleotide messenger RNA. Lineage: Eukaryota; Dinophyceae; Prorocentrales; Prorocentraceae. The record is from the annotation of a GenBank genome assembly.